Doryrhamphus excisus (bluestripe pipefish) is the source of this 5151-nucleotide messenger RNA. It is a transcript of the gene tmem198aa, whose product is annotated as transmembrane protein 198aa. Gene Ontology annotation, biological process: positive regulation of canonical Wnt signaling pathway. The record is from RefSeq and is a predicted model, not a curated record. Lineage: Eukaryota; Metazoa; Chordata; Actinopteri; Syngnathiformes; Syngnathidae. Gene Ontology annotation, cellular component: plasma membrane; cytoplasmic vesicle.
AGCACAUCGAGAGCGCUUCAGGAGAAGGCAGUGUGAUGUAAACAUGGAAUAAAAAACACAUUUCCUAGCGAUUAUGGAGGGAGAUACGGAGAGAUUUUCCAAGUGUGGAUGAGAGCAUUGUCUCAUUUCCGCGGAGUUGUUCUUCUCUGGGUUAACAAUAGUGAAAUGAAACGUGGGCUUUUUCGAGCUGACCCAGCAGACAAGUGGAGAUCUUUCGUGGACAAAGCAGGAAACACUCGAAGAUGUUGCCUAUUUUGAUAGGGUUGCCACAUCUCAACAGGUGAGGCCCAUUUAUCAACCCCACCGUCCUCCAUCGUCAGACUCCUCUGCUAAAAGCUGGCUCCCCUCGCGUCGGUGGACAUGGCCUCCACCGGCCGCCUUCUGGGUCUGGCUGAGCUGGGGCUGAAAUGUGACCAGGAGAUUGAAAGGAGAUAUGAGAUUGUGCCCUCGGUGGUCUGCUCUAUGAGUUGCCUCUUUGGAAUCAUCUACUGCUUCUUUGGCUACAGAUGCUUCAAGGCUGUGUUGUUCCUCACAGGCCUCAUGUUUGGCUCUGUGGUCAUCUUCAUGCUGUGCUACAAGGAGCGAGUGAUGGACACUCAACUCAGCAUAGAAGCAUCAGUGGGUAUCGGUCUUGGUAUCGGGACCUUGUGUGGCCUGGUCACCAUGUUGGUUCGCAGUGUCGGGCUGUUCAUGGUGGGCCUGCUGCUGGGUCUGUUGGUUGGCGUGGCUUCGCUGGUGGUCAUGGAGGAGUUUUACCAUCCCAAAACAGUCUGGGUUCCUCUGGGAAUUCUCUUGGGUUCCGGGACCCUGUUUGCCGUCCUUACUCUUCAGUGGCAACGUUGCUUCGUGACUCUGUCCACAGCCACCUUCGGCUCCGCCAUUAUCACGAUCACAGUGGAUUACUUCAUAGAGCUGUUUGCCCUGGUCAACUACGUGUACGAGAGACUCAAGGUGGCACCCAAGAAGCCAGUGUGCUGGUUCACGUGGGUCAUUAUGGGGGUGUGGCCUGUCCUGGCCCUGCUCGGAGUGCUGAUUCAGUGGAAAGUCACAGCAGAGGGUUUUUCUCAUACGGAAGUGGUUCUGAGCCGACAACAAAGACGAGUCCAGCUCAUGCGCAUCCGGCAGCGAGAAGAGAGACUCAAAAAGGAGAACGAGAACAAGAAGAAGAAAAAACAGCACACGCAGAAAAGCGUCCAAAAGCAGAAGGCCCACAGUCUUCACCACCAGCAGUACCACCACCCGGGGACAUCCAACCCCCAUCACCAGACGCCCAAAAUCCCUCCCUCGCAAACGGAACCUGGCUUCCAUCGUAAGCCCAACCCUAAAAAACGCUUUGAAGGAGAUGUUCUCUCACCGAGCUACAUCCGCAGUUUCAGGGACAGACAAACGGACAGACGAGCGUACUCACAGAGUCGAAUGAUGAGCCGAUCCAGGAUGGCGGAACUUGACUAUGACUGCGGUUCCCAAGUACCGCUCACAGCGCCCUCUGGACCGCCGGUUCGCAUCUGAUGCCUGGCAAUGCGUACUCCCUCCUGUAAAACACUCGUCUAUACACAGAAGGCUUAGUGUGUUUGGGCACCAGAACUUCAUCACAAAGAUGAGGAGCUGCAUGUCAUGGCUGCUCUUCUCCAAGUUCAAGUUAAAGAAAGGCGGAAGAUGAAGAAGAAUGGACUUGCCCGGUGCAAUUUUUAAUUUAAUAUCCGCUUUUUUUUUUCCAAAGAGUCAUAUUUGAUGGCUUUGAUGGAAGCUGCCACCUUCAGACGUUGCCUCAGCUCAAAGUUAUUUCCUACCCGUGUUUUCCACUGGAAUAUUUCAUUGUCUCCUAUUUUGCACUCUCCCACUGCAAGAUCUUUUCAUCUCAUCUGUUGGCUGUUAGGUGUCGUCAUCACUGGCAUUGGUCGCUACAGUAGUCCACUGCAAAAACAUGUACUAUAUAUAGUUGUGCUUCAUUUAAAUCAUAAUGUGUUUGCUUCCCCUUGUUAAUACACUGGAACCUUAUAGAGAGGAAUGUGUGUCUUUUUAUUCAAAUUAUUCAAAUUAUUUGUGAACAAAAAAAAAUAAAACCACAAAUAAACAUAAUGGAUUUGAAAUGUUUAAAUAAAUAAAUUCAAUGUAUUAAAUAAAUAGUAAUAAAUGACCAUUUAAAUAAUCAAUAUCAAUAAUAUAAAUAUUUAAAAACAAAUAUCUUAUAUUAAAAUAAAAUAUUUCACAAACCUUAACAAAAUGCUAACAAAAUAUUUGUAAAUUUUUAUGUAUGGUUAAAAAAACUGCAUUUUUUGUUUUCCAUUGGAUUUUUUUUUUAUCCAAUCAAACAAAACUGAUUUGAACCCAAAACAAUUAUUUGCAAACUGAUUCAUGAGAUACAUUUUUAAAUUUGUAAACAAAAGCUGAAUUUUUCUCUCUUUUGUUAACUUAAGGAAGAAAAUGUGUGUCUUUUUAUCCAAUUAAAUUAAUUAGAAAAUAAAAUAAUACCAAAAAUUAUAGAAAAAGACAAAAAAACAUAAAUAAUAAAAAUAAAAACAGAACAAUUUUGUGAUUUUCAACAAAAGCAGUAUUUGCAAACAAAAAAAUGUAUUGGAAAUGUAAAGAAUAAAUAUAACAAUAAAUAAUGAAUAUGGUUAGAAAAUAAAAAUAAAAUAUUAAAAUUAACAAAUACAUACAAUUUCAGGAAAUGCAAACAAAUUGUAAAUUUUCAUGACAAUUUUUAAAUUGCAGCAUUUUUAAAAAUAAAAUUUUGGUCAAAAUACUGUUCACAAAUGCAUUAUUUUGUUUGAAUUUUUGUUUGCAAAUAAUUGCCAUCAUUUCAAAUCAUUUUUUCUUUGAAUAAAAAGAUACAAACCUCUCUCGGUAGGACAUCGAGUAGGGUGCUUUGUUUGGACGCUCGAUUUCACAGAACGAUACGCUACAGGCCAAACUCACUUAAAAGUUAUCUAAGUGCAAUACUGUAGGAAAACCAAGACAACAUUCUCGCCAAAAACAGAAUCAUACGAAAACCGAGGGUGGACUGUAUGUCUUUGUCUUCCCUUUUUAUUCCCUAAUUCUAUUUAAGCAAAAAGCACACAGGGAAUUGCCCCAAAAGGAAACAGACUAAUGCAAGCAGGCAACACGUAACAAAGAACAUGCAAUGAAAUGUGCUGCAGUGUUGGUGUACACACACAUAAACCCCAUUGGCAGCGAUGGAUCGUACCAAAUACUGGCUCAAGGAGGGGGGUUGUUUACAAUGUAUGUAAAUGUAAUCAUGUGAGGACUUGGUUAUGCUUUUGUGUGGUCAGUGCACUGUUAAAUGGAAUCUCUAUACACUACAACACAAUGUCAUUACGCAUGACAGUCAUAUUGAUGAUGGCUGUGAGAUGGAAGGAGUUGCAAUGGCGCCCUCUAAUGUUUACAACUGGACUUUUGCUUUUUUUGUUAGGUUUUAUAAAUUCUUGUUCUGGAUAACAGACAAUGGACAUAGUGUAAUAUUUUUUUUUGCUUUUUUUUUUUGCUUUGUAACUAUGACCAUUUCAUUGUUUGUACAUCUUGAAGAUGUUUUCCAUUGCACUGAGGUCAAUGCAGAAUGUGGCCGUGUAAAAGUUCAUGCAUGAGAGUCCUUGUCCAACUGUUGUGUUUUCUUGGUGUCGGUGUGUCUACGUGCAUCGUGUCCUCCUAAGAAUUUAGCAGAAAUCACAUUAGUUAACGUUAACGUUGAAAUGUGACGGUUUGCGUCAAUCGCCAAUGCAAAAAGAGGCAGUCAGGACGUACUGAAAACGAGGAGGGGGCAAUACUGUUAAUUUUGUUAUGGAUAUGAUAGCAUAUCAAUGCAAGUCAAUGCAGGGACAAUAUCGGCAAUGCUGAUACAGACAUUUUUCGAUGAAGGGAUCGUUUUGUUUUGUACACAAGAUAACAGUUUGACACGUGUGAACUUUGAAAUGUAAAAAUAAAUAAGUUAAUUGUUAAUUAAUUAUAUUAAAUCAUGAAUAAUAAUUAUUAAACAACAAUAACACAAAAAUAAUAAAAUAAAUAUUAAAUAAAAAUAUUGAAUGUAUUUUUUACAUAGCAAUUAAAAACAGGCAAUUAUACAAUUUAUAAACAAAAUCAUUAAAAAAUAAUUUUAAACUUUUUUGUGAACUUUGACAUCUAAAAAGUAAUUACUCAAUUAAAUAAAUAUGGGUUAUCAUGAAUAAAAAAAUAAUUAUUUUAUUAAUUAAUUAAUUAAAAAUAUUUUGAAAUAUUUUUUUUCAUAACUUCAGAAAAUGCACCCAAAAUGUAUAGUUUCAGGAGAAGGAAUUUGAAAUUUGUAAACCAAAGCACAUUUAAAAAAAUAAAAAUUAGCAAAUAUUUUUUUCAUUAUUCUCAAAUCUAUUAUUUUUUGGCAUUUUUUUCUACCUUUUUAAAUUUCAAUUCCAUUUUUCAUUUGGAUAAAAAAAAACGAGUCCCCAGCCCCUGGUUUCAUUCUUUUUGCAUCAAACUCAACAAAAUUCUUAUGAGGAUAGGCGAUUGUUUGUUUGUGUGUUUUUGUUGAGUUGUGACAUCCAAAUUUGCUUUGUGGGUCUUCGACUUCACCUCAGUGUAGUUUCCCUAAUAUAGAAAUACAUGUACAGGACAACAUGUUAUAUCUCCAUGAGGUCUCCUCUUAGUGUCUUGUGUUUCAAGUGUGCAGGAAAAGGGCUUUGAAAAGGUAUGAAGUCAUGUUGUAUUCAAUGUUUGUUAUGUAAUUCAUUGUCGGAAUUUUGCAUUUCUGUGUUCUUUUAACAAGGCUUUGUAUUGUAUUGGGGGACAAAUGGAUAGGCCUUUGAAAAAAAUAGCAAAGAAGACUCAGUACUUUGUUGAAUUGUUAUCUGCAGUCCUUGCAGAAUAUGCUGAGGUGGCGCUUUCAUUGUAGAUAUUGAUCUGUAAAUACUUUUUAAAUGUAUUGAACGUUUGCUCGAUGUUUACACCACGGUCAUGUAGAUCUUUUUUUUUCUGUGAUUUCUUUACUGGUGCAGUAGAUUUUUCUUUUUAUUGUGUUAUUGCUGAAUGUUCAAGUAGUUUCUUUUUAUUUGGGAAGCGAUGAGAUACAGAGUCAACCAACCGCCUCCCUUUCAGUAUUAUUCAUAUGAUUUGUAUUAUUAUGAUUGCGCAUGUCUUUAAAUGGACCUAUGAUAUUAUUAAACAUACAUGGAAUUCUACAAA